AUUGGUCGGUGGGAACUGGGGCUGCCUGCAGGAGCCUGGACCCACGUGGAGCUGGCGGCCGUUGAUUGAGCCGGAGGGAGGGGCCGCACCGAGCACCGGGAGACUGGGCCCUACUGGAGACUGGCUCCUCCUACUGCGGGGCCCGGACACAUCUUACAAACUUCAGAGAACAGUACCACUACCUCCUUGAAAGAUGUUCCCACAAAACAGACCCCCAACACAUUUACAGGCAUCCGUGGCAGGAGGGGCAACAUCGGGACCCCCUCAGAGCCUUAAACUCACCUAUCCUGAGACAUUGGACAGAAUCAAGGAGGAAUUCCAGUUUCUUCAGAGUCAAUACCACAGUUUAAAGAUGGAGUGUGAGAAACUUGCAACAGAGAAAACUGAAAUUCAGCGUCAUUAUGUCAUGUACUAUGAAAUGUCAUAUGGGCUGAAUAUUGAAAUGCACAAACAGACAGAAAUUGCCAAACGCUUGAAUGUUAUCUGUGCCCAGCUGGUACCCUUUUUAUCCCAAGAGCACCAGCAGCAGGUUGUUCAAGCUGUAGAACGAGCUAAGCAAGUGACUAUGGCGGAGUUGAACGCUGCCAUCGGGGUACGUUUCAUCCCCCCUCAGCUGACCGUGCACCAGCUACAGGCCCAGCACCUUUCUCACCACGCACCUCCAAUUCCUUUAACGCCCCAUCCAUCCAGUCUUCAACCUCCCAGCCUAGCUGCUGCCACCAGCGCCUCCAGCCUUCUAGCACUGUCUGGUGUCCUUGGUUUGCAAAGUCAACUGGCUGCCAAAGAGGGUCUCUCAGAUGCAGAUCACAGAGAAAGGGACCCAGGGCCUAGCUGUGUAACUCUUCCAAAUGGGGAACGUGUACGGACAUUAUCAGAUUAUCUAAACAGCAACAAAAAACGUAAAACUGAUGAGAAAGAUUUCGGCACAGAUUAUGGCAGUGAUGCUGACCGAAGUGAGGAUAAUCUUGUGGUGGAUGAGGACCCUGCUUCCCCUCAUAGUGUCCAUUCCUAUUCCUCACGGGAGAACGGUGUGGAGAAGUCAAACCUGCAGAGGAAAGAUCCUCCCCCUGCUAGCCCAAAUUCCAUGACCUCAUCCAGCAGCGUAUCCCCCUCCAGGAACAAAGACCUCCCUUCGCAAGUGGAAAAAGCAGGUACUCCAGGCUUGAAGUCCAGCACACCAAACUCUCAGAGUGACCUGAGCACACCAGGACCUAGUGGUACCAGUGCCUCUCAGUUUCGACCUCUCUCUGGCAAAGCUGCCAUUGAUCCUAUUGCAUUGGGACUCCGGACACCCCUGGGUGGGCAAGGAGGCUACCCUGCAGCAUUCAGUAUUGCUCACCCAUCUGUGAAUGCAGAAGGAGCUGGAGCGUAUGCUGGUCUUCACCUCAUGUCUCCACAGAUCAAUGGUGCGACAGCUGGUGGAACCUAUGGACGAUCCUCUCUAGUUAGUUAUGACCCUCAUGCCCACAUGCGAGGAUUGGGAGCAGCCAUUCCAGGAGCAUCAUCUGGAAAACCGGCAUACUCCUUCCACGUUAGUGCAGAUGGUCAGAUGCAGCCAGUACCAUUCCCUCCUGAUGCCCUUAUUGGCUCCGGUAUCCCUCGCCAUGCCAGACAGCUCCACACACUGAACCAUGGGGAGGUGGUCUGUGCAGUGACAAUUAGCAACUCCACACGUCAUGUCUACACUGGAGGCAAGGGUUGUGUCAAAGUGUGGGACGUGGGCCAGCCGGGCACAAAAACCCCUGUGGCACAGCUAGACUGCCUGAACAGGGAUAAUUACAUACGCUCCUGCAAGCUCCUUCCGGAUGGACGCAGCCUGAUUGUUGGAGGAGAGGCGAGCACACUGUCCAUAUGGGAUUUGGCAUCACCAACUCCCAGGAUAAAGGCAGAGCUUACUUCCUCAGCACCAGCUUGUUAUGCCCUUGCUAUUAGCCCAGAUGCCAAGGUUUGCUUCUCCUGCUGCUCUGAUGGUAACAUUGUUGUUUGGGAUCUUCAGAACCAGACUCUUGUCAGGCAGUUUCAGGGCCACACAGAUGGUGCCAGUUGUAUAGAUAUUUCUCACGAUGGUACCAAACUUUGGACUGGAGGUCUGGAUAACACUGUGCGUUGCUGGGACUUGAGGGAGGGCCGACAACUCCAACAGCAUGACUUCAACUCUCAGAUUUUCUCUCUUGGAUACUGUCCUACAGGCGAGUGGCUGGCUGUGGGCAUGGAGAGCAGCAAUGUUGAAGUGUUACAUGUUUCUAAGCCUGACAAAUAUCAGCUACAUCUUCAUGAGAGCUGUGUCCUGUCACUGCAGUUUGCUUCAUGUGGUAAAUGGUUUGUGAGUACUGGGAAGGACAACUUGCUGAAUGCCUGGAGAACACCAUAUGGUGCCAGCAUAUUUCAGUCAAAAGAAUCUUCGUCUGUUCUGAGCUGCGAUGUAUCCACUGAUGACCAGUUCAUCGUCACAGGUUCUGGAGACAAGAAAGCCACAGUCUAUGAGGUCAUCUACUGAAGGGCACGUCUUAUCCAAACUUUUGGGUUUCCCUCCAAUUGCACGGACCUUUUAAGGGUGUUCCUCUGUCCACUUGGGGUAGUUUUGUUUUUAGGUGUAUAUUUUAUCUGUACUGGGCUGCGUGUAUUUAAUAAUAAAACAUGAAAAAAAUA
Pelobates fuscus (common spadefoot toad) is the source of this 2649-nucleotide messenger RNA. Its product is annotated as transducin-like enhancer protein 1. The record is from RefSeq and is a predicted model, not a curated record. Bases 194 to 2497 code for a protein of 767 amino acids. The transcript is spliced from 21 exons. Gene Ontology annotation, molecular function: transcription corepressor activity; protein binding. NCBI's taxonomy places the organism in Eukaryota, Metazoa, Chordata, Amphibia, Anura, Pelobatidae. Gene Ontology annotation, biological process: negative regulation of canonical Wnt signaling pathway; regulation of DNA-templated transcription. Gene Ontology annotation, cellular component: nucleus; transcription regulator complex.